GGCGGGGUUAUGAGUUUGGCGGCGCGGCGGCUUGAUUUCCUGUCAGCGCGUAGUUUUAGUCCUGGUUACUAUUCUACUACGUUUUCAACUUCUCAAAAGGCAUGGUUGACAAAAUUGAACUCAGAAUAUAAUAGUCUCGUCAAAAUUGUGUCUAAUGAAUUAAUACUCAAACAGGAUUUUGUUACAGAGAAGGAAGAGUCAAGUUUGAUAAGCGAACUUGAUUCUGUACUUUGCAAACGAAAGUACCAAACAAAGCACUGGGAUUAUGCUAUUAAGAAUUUUCGUGAGUUGGAACGCAAAAGUUGGCAUUCAACGACCAACCAGCUUGUUAUCAAUCGAUUGAAAGCAUCAACUACUGUAAGCAAUGGUUUAACGGCAUCAACAACGGCUGUGGAAGCAGAUGUUGCAAAUAUUGACCAAUUAGUACUUCCAUUAAUUCACGUUUUGGAUUUAGCUGAAAAUGGGGAGAUAAUGGCGCAUGUGGAUAGCGUUAAAGUAUAUUGUGAUGCCAUUUUUACCCAUACAUUUCUAUAUGUUUGGCUUUAGCUUUCUUUCUCAUUCAGUAUUUUAAAUUAAUGUAUGGUCAGAUUGUUUUUUAAAUUGUAUUGCAUUAAUGUAUCACAUAGGUUUCUGAUAAACUCCAUCUCCUCAUUAGAUUAUCUUAGAAAUCUCAGUCGUAUCUGCCACUUCAAUCUGGUAGGCUGAGUUACAUUUCGUGAUGACCUUGUUGAGCUUAAUUAGCCAAAGUACUUGUUCUUUUGUGUGAUCCCAGACAUGCUAGUUUGAGAGGUGUAAGAACAAAAGUAGCAACAUGAGGUCCGAUAACGAAGUCAUACUGAUGACUGUACUGGAGUGUGACAUUGGUAGAAUGCUUCCGUAACAAAACCAGUAUAUGGAUCUAUGUUACUUCAUGAAGUCGGAAGGAGUUGGAAAAGAUCAAUCCUAAGGGAACCAAAUGUCACGUUGUUUCACGGACUUCCAUUAUUGGUGGUAAGGCCUCAGAAGCACGAGGCUAACAGAAAAGUAGUCACAAAACCCCAUGUGAUCAUCAUGAGACAGUUGUCCUUUGGUCCCUGUGGUCACGCUUUUAUAUCGUCAAGACCUCAACUUAUUCGGUUUAUUUUUGAGUUGUUUAAAGAAGAGGUCUUGUACAGUAUGGCCAACCAAUAAGCGGCAAACGUCAUCAUUCCUGUAAAGGCACUCAAGGUCACCAUGUUGACUGUCUCAUGCAUGUUAGGUUAGUUGUUUUUUCUUUGUAAUAACUUAACUCGGUAGAACUCAGAAUUUUCAUGUUGUUUAUUUCCAGUUCUGUGGGGAGUCAAUCGCUGUGCUAAGUUUAUUAUCUGAUUCAAUUUUACGUUUAGCUGUCGCUCCACAAAGUGAAGUAGUGGGUGUUCCGCAAGAUCAGUAUGACUAUUUAAAUUCACUAAACUUACCACCGAUUGGUUCAUGGAUAGAUAUAUUUAUACCUAGACGAUCCGUGUAUAUUAUGCGUGGUGCACUACGCUACUUAUUAACACAUGCUAUUUUGUCUAAUGAACAAGUCGAUAAAAUGCGAAAUGAACAGUCGAUUGAUUUAUAUAAUUUACACCGUGGACGACGUGUAUCGGUUAUUUGCCGUACACAUUCAGUCUGUAAUCUUAUUCCUUAUUAUGAUAAUGUUGAAGCGUCAUCGAAUGAUGUAAAUACUUAAUUUUAUGCGGUUAAAGUUAACUGUAUAUAUGCACGUACAUGUGUACUUAAUUGUACUGUAAUUGUUAUUUUGAACAAUAUAAUUAUUCUCACUAAUUUUAUAUUUUGCUUUUAGUGGAUUUUGUGUUUGAAUUAUUGUCCCAUGUAUUUAAAAAUUGUGUUAUAGCAGAUUUUUUAAGAAAGUAUUUGAAGGCAAUUCAUACCACGGAAUGACAAAUAGCUAUGUAAAACCACUGGUAAGGCCUAAUAAAUGACUAUUUGGUUUGAAUAUAUGCGACUCAGAGAUAUGCAUCCACAACUCUUUAAAAGAGAGUGGAAUUCAGGACUUUUAGAACGUUCAGCGAAUAUGUUGUAUUUUGUUACCAUUGAAUAAUUUACAAUCUCAACUUCAGUCGCUUCUCGUUAAAUUGUGUGACUGUUGUCUAGUGGUGAGCUGUAUGUUUGUAGCAAGGUGCAUCAAUUUUGAAUUUGGUCACAGAUGGGGUCAUGUUGGUCCACAUUGCUAGUUAGUUAUUUAUCAGGAUAAAGCUACUGGAUUAAUUCGUAAUUUUUGACGGUUGUUAUCAGUUCUCGAAGCCAUUGAUUUUCGUUCCCAAGCAUUCGGGAUACCCGAACUACCUGGUUUGGAUCCGCGUGAUAACCACGAUCAGCAGUUGAGAAACAUUCAGUAACAUGACUCGAGAUCAGUCACAAAGGGGCAGAUGCAUUCACUAGUUAUUCUUUUCCUAGAUCUUCAGUCCCAAUAUUUCUUUAGUGUAUGUCUUUUUGAAUCAUAUCUCCAAUGUUUAGUCUCUGCGAUUACCAUUGAUGCUACAUUAUUUCGAUUCCCUUGACAUUCAUUUUUUAAAAUUCAUCUCGUGGUAAUCUGGUGUAGUAAGUUAGGCUAACACACGUAUCAUGAUUUACUGUAACCACGACUAACUGAUCAACUUAAAUCUGGUGAUAAUCCAUGUUAUCUUCUAAUUCUACAGGUUUUUACAAAGACUUUGUUAUAAUCUCUCUCUUACGGUUAUUACCCAGCUAUUCCUAUUGCUUAGUAUUCUCGGACACCGAUUCACUCGACAAGUCCCCAAAUCAAAACACAAUUGAACAGGAAAGAGAUUAUAUUCCAAAUUACAAGGUUACAUGGAAGUAAGAAGCACAAUAGGAAAAACUUUAGUAUAUUUGUAGUUUUUACAUGAGAAGAUUUUAGAGUGUUCUCCAAGUAUCGACUAAUGCUGAUUGGAUAAGAAUUAGCCAAUCAGCGUGCAUUAAAGCAAUCAUGUAUUGAGCAUGCUUUAAUCCAGUCUAUGUCCCGCUAACACCUCCCCUUUGAGCAGAUUCAUAGGAUCUGGUGUGUCGAGGACGUUUACGCUUCUUCUUGGGCCGAGACGUACGAUUUGGUGGACAAUGACCUUCUUCAUGUCCACGUUUGUUGCACACCUGACAUUUAUGCUUCUUAAAUGGACAGAAUCGUACAUAAUGCCACUCACCACAUAACCAGCAUGCAGUCGUUGGUUUGUUGCGAGUUGUUAUCGGCUUCUGAACUUUUAACCUAGUAAUAGCAUUGACACCACUGCAGAAUAAAUCAGGAUUUGCCUAUUCAACCAACUCAUUGUCGUGUCUGAUGCUUUGUAGCCGCUUACACUCAUCUGUCAAUGUUUUGAGUGUGAUGUUUGGGUCUUGGUCCAGUCGAGUCAAAAGUCUAGUCUUGAUUUCAGCAUCUUGUGGUGACUGAAGAGCUUUGAUGAAUAUUAAACAUUUAGAUUGGUCUUCUGUCAACGAGCGUAACUUGAACCGUUCACAUUCUCUGUUGACAAUGUCUGCUAGAACACCAUAUUCAUCGGCUUCGCGUUUCACCAAAUUUAGACACUGAUAUCGAAUACUAAACAAUGAGGAUGACUCACCGAAUAUCUCUGACAAUUGAGUUGCCGUCUCCUUGAAACUGAGCUCUCGAGGUAACUUUGGCAAUAUAUGGCCAGUAUAACGUGCAUGUUCAUUGCUUCCCAACUUACGUACCAACAAUCGAGUCUUCCACGCGUCGUCUUGGUUACAGAAUUCUGUUCUAAAUGUAUCUUCCCAACGCUUGAACCACGUGAGAAAAGUAUUUCCACUUUCGGGAUCAUAGAUGAACUCUGGGAUGCUGCUAGCAACUGCAUCACAAGACUUGCUUGAAAUAACAUGUGAACUCGAGCUGUGGAUGUUGAGCUGUUGAGUCAGAGUCUCCAGCAACCGCAUUUGGGCACCAAUUUGUGCUUGCUGUUGUUGUAGUAUUCGUUUAAGCUGGUCAUCUGAUAUGGGCAUCUUGAAUUUGUUUUCCUUUUUCCCCGUCGCCAUUGUUAUAAUCUCUCUUACGGUUAUGACCCAGCUAUUCCUAUUGCUUAGUAUUCUCGGACAGCGAUUCACUCGACAAGUCCCCAAAUCAAAACACAAUUGAACAGGAAAGAGAUUAUAUUCCAAAUUACAAGGUUACAUGGAAGUAAGAAGCACAAUAGGAAAAACGUUUAUUUACUUAUUAUUUUAUUUUAGCACAUAGAUAUUGGUACAAGGAGGCACCAAAUACAUAUGCGCUACACAAAUCUCAUUCAAUAUGUGUGAGGGCUGUGAUACUGCCCAAGUCCCCAAACCGGAGCAGGUGGUUUUCUUAGGGGGCCACACCCGGAGCCUUCGACCUGAAGGUCUGAUCCACAAGGCAGUGGAGCAUCGUAAGGAGAUGCAGUCCCAUAGUAGCUGGUGAUCAACGAUUGGUUCAUACGCCAUUUGUUCCCUCAGGAUACUGGAGCUCAUGUGCACCGUUGGUUUGGAACCCGGUUAAAGCGCCAGACAUUCGCUUUUCGUCCUCUCAUUUUCGUAAACAACACCCCAGCCACGAGUAGGCAGUGAGUAGGACUUCCCUGGCAGAGGCUAUAUACGCGUGGCCAUGUGAGAGCAUUUCAAGAGGGAGAGCGAACUCUCCUCACUCUCGGCCAUACCAGGGCAUUUGGGGGCAUGAGAAAAUUCUAGAGUAUUCUCCAAGUAUCGACUAGUGCUGAUUGGAUAAGAAUUAGCCAAUCAGCGUGCACUAAAGCAAUCAUGUAUUGAGCAUGCUUUAAUCCAGUCUAUGUCCCGCUAACAGACUUCAUGUUUACAGAAAAAUAUCCAGUUCUUUCAGUUUAUUGAGAUAAGUUCUCGUAGCAAUCAUUACUGUUUCAAGUAUUUAUGUUUCGAAUGAUUUGUUUUGGAGCUGUAAGGUUAAAAGCAACAAAUUAAAUUCUGAGGGGUGUGGAUAUACAUUACUGAUUGUACUGGAGUGUGGUGAAGGUAAAAUCUCUGCCUCAGACGACCAGUAUCUGAGUUGACAUUGCCUUAUAAAGAUUGUAGGACAAGGUUUAAAAAGAUCAGUCCUCAAAUUAACACACCACGACGCUCCGCGAAUUUCCAUCGCCGGCGGUAAGUACAGGGCCAACAGAGAAUAGUACUCACAAAAAGGACAUGUGACCACCGACCUGAAGCAGUUGUUCUUGGUCUUUGUGAUCAUACGCACAUGUCGGCGAGAUUACUACCAGUCCAGUUUCUUUUCAAGUUGUCAAAGGACAAAAUAUCUUAUUAUAGUGUGGGUAUCCGGAAAGUGACGACUGCUGUCAUACGUCUGAUAGCACUGUGGAUCACUUUGAGUGGUCAAUUGUGUGUUUGUCUUUGUAUAUUGUUUUUUAUAACUGCAAUAAAAGAAAUUCAUAGAUUUUUGAAUAUUUGACCACUGAUCUUGAAUAAGGGUGAGCAUAGUUUCGUGGUGGCCUACUCAAAUGUUUGAAUCGUUAAUGUUUCAACUGUACAAAUAUUUUGGAGUCUAAGCACUCUAUAUACGACGGAUGGGAGUUUGAUAAUUGAAUACAAGUGAUAGCCACAGACUGUUAUGAACACAAAAUAUGUCCUGACUAAUUACAAUCUAAAAUUACGUCAAUGAGAUAUUUACUAUAACAUUCCACAAUUGGUUCUGAGACUUUCUCGCUGUGCCACAAUUUAUAAUAUUCAAUAAAUGUGAUUGUAUCAUUAUGUCAAUCAGUUAGUCAAACUGAAGUAUAACAUUAAGCAAAUGUAUAUGUCAACAACAGUUACUACACUAGUAGAUUAAACCUAUUUUAAUAAAUUACAAGUUUAUGUAACUGGCUUGUGAUUAUGUUAUUUGUAUUAAAGCUUUAGUGAGUUUUCGUUCAAUUUACGCAGACCAAAGUAAGUGGAACACAGGAUUCGAGCCUACAACCUCUGAUUAAAUCAUAAUUCUAUAUUUUGCUGUUUUAUAAAUAUAAUAAACCCUACUUUAUUCAUUAAGGAGGAAGAAUGUAUUUGUAAAAUCUCAGCGAAAGAAUUUGAAGUAAAUCCAACGUUUCACCUGGCAAUCUGGUCCAAGCUUUUUCAAGGAAAAUAUAAUAUAAUAUAAAGAAGCUUGGACCAGAUUGCCAGGCGAAACGUUGGAUUUACUUCAAAUUCUUUCACUGAGAUUUUACAUCUAUUUUUUUCUCUUUAAUGUCUCACAUUAGCUCGGCGCCCAAAUGCUGUGAAACUAUUCGUUCCUACUUUAUUCAGUUCACAUACUCAAAGUUUAUUUCUGAUUGAUUUAUUGUUUCAAAAUAGAAAACAUCUAUAUUUUUUCAAUGGAAAACGGAAGAAAUACCAAUCUUCGAAGUCUUGUUCGACCCGUUUCACCAUUAUCCAGAUGGCAAAAACCACCACUUCCAAUUGAUACUGCUGAUAACGAUGAUGAUGAAAUAAGAAGAGGUGGUGUUGAUCGUAAACGUUUAGAUCGUCGAAGUAGAAGUCGUUCCCCAGUGUUGUUUUCUUCUGUACAUCUUGCUUCAAGUGGACCUACUAGUGGUGUAGAGAUACAGCCAAGUGAAGAAACUAGACGUAUUAUUGUACGUCGUCCUUUACAAGAUACAAAAGAGGAAGUAGAAGAUUAUACAGAAAAACAGUCAAAGUCAAAACCUAAUGAUUAUUCACGAUCGAAUAUUGAUGAUAAUAAACGGCGUUUAAGAGAUGAACGAUCAAAGAAACUGAUGCCACGACCUAUUCUCUUCAAAAACCGUCCUGUACCAAUCACUGCUCCAUGUGGAAUUGACCGGGAGAAUACUUGUCCUAUGCUGCUUCGUUUAUUUUAUUCCACAAACGCACGUCAUUAUUCAUUGUCAGAUUAUAAUAAACGUCGUACACCGGAAAAUGAGAUACAAUUCAAUACAUGGAUUGACGCAACGCUUGCAGAAUUAGCUGAUGAAGUACGUAAUGUUGUGCCCAUAGCUAGACGUCGUGGUACACGUAUGCAUUUUGCAAUAGUCUAUCCGGAUAGUCGUGGUACUUAUGGACGUCGUCAAUUAGGUGUUGUUAUUACUGGUUAUGGAUUAAGCUCUUGUGAAUUUGAUAAUAAUUCUGCUGAUACAACAACAAAUCGUAAUAAUAAUAAUAAUAUUCAGAGACCUUCUAAUUUGAUCGACGACUCAUCAGUAACUCUGUUGUCGAAAAAAUUCCAGAUUGGUGAUUAUGUGGAUUGUGCAAUUGUUGAAUAUACUCCAGGUUCUUUAGGUGGUUGGUCAUCUGGGCGACGUCCACUUGGUCCACCACCACCAUCAACAACAACUGGAUCUGAUCCACAUGGUUCUGCACUUGAAGAAGCUCGAAUGAUAUAGUCAUUUCUGACAAAUACAAAAUAUAAUUUGUAAAAUGUCUACUUUUUUUCUGUUUGUUUAUUUUUUCUUGUAAAUAAAACAUAUGUUGAUUGUUUUACACUUGUUUAA
Schistosoma haematobium is the source of this 7436-nucleotide messenger RNA. Its product is annotated as Alpha-ketoglutarate-dependent dioxygenase alkB 7, mitochondrial. The record is from RefSeq and is a predicted model, not a curated record. The coding region runs from base 6303 to 7328 and encodes 341 amino acids. Gene Ontology annotation, molecular function: transcription corepressor activity; transcription factor binding. NCBI's taxonomy places the organism in Eukaryota, Metazoa, Platyhelminthes, Trematoda, Strigeidida, Schistosomatidae. The transcript is spliced from 4 exons. Gene Ontology annotation, biological process: negative regulation of DNA-templated transcription. Gene Ontology annotation, cellular component: nucleus.